Lycium ferocissimum is the source of this 639-nucleotide messenger RNA. RefSeq lists its product as uncharacterized. The record is from RefSeq and is a predicted model, not a curated record. The transcript has 3 exons. Lineage: Eukaryota; Viridiplantae; Streptophyta; Magnoliopsida; Solanales; Solanaceae. The coding region runs from base 1 to 639 and encodes 212 amino acids.
AUGGAUGGUUGGGGGGGGGGGGAUUUUAAUGUCAUCCUAGAUGCUACAGAGAAAUUUGGUGGGUUUCCUGUUAAUUAUCUAGAAGUAGAAGACUUUGCACAUUGCUUAAGGAUUUGCCAGUCAGAGGAUCUUGGAUUUUCAGGAAGCACUUAUACCUGGUGGAAUGGAAGAGCUGAUGAAGAAUGUUUCUUAACUUCUAGAUCAAGGAAGACAGUUAUUUGGACACUGUCAGGGAAAAUUAGGAGGGGCAUUAUGAAGGUUGCCACAUUGGAAGAAGUGAUUAAAGUCCAUGAGGCAGAAUUUGAACAUCCUACAAAGGCGAAUAGAGUGAGGUUGCAGAAAGUACAAGCAGAUCUUAUCAGGGUUUAUGCAGUGGAGGAAAAGUUCUGGAAACAAAUGGCAGGGUUACAAUGGUUUAAAAACGGAGAUAGAAAUACAAAAUUCUUUCAUGCCUAUGUGAAUGGGAAAAGGAAGAGGUUACAAAUCAAGAAAAUUCAAGAUCAAAAUGGAGUGUGGCUGGAGCAGGAAGAAGAGAUAACUCAAGAAGCUAUUAGAUUCUAUUCUGAUCAAUUUUCUGAGGAGCAGAUACCUAUAAAUUUUGAGUUAUUGGAUCACAUACACCACCUCAUAACAACUUAG